CGGCGGCUCGGGCAGCCCGACACCAGCGAGGGCCGCGGCCGAGCUCCCGGCCUGCCGUCACUCGGCGCGGCUGGCGGGCGCCGCUUCCCGCCGACUUGCAGGCUCGCAGCCCCCUUGCCCUCAGCCCCCCGCCAGGGCGGGAUGAAGCUGCGCAGCGAGCGCCUGCCCCUGGCCUCCAGCACCCAGCUCGCCCCUGAGGAAUCAGAGAACUGCAACCGUGCUGCUUUAUUUGCAAAAGCUGAGGAGCUGUUGAUGAAGAGAAUGGCAAGUGGAGAUCCUGUGGCAUGGUUUUUGAGAGGACAGCUGUACUAUGAAGAGGGCUUGUAUGAAGAAGCAUUAAUACAAUUUGAAAAAAUCAAGGAUGCAGAUUUUCAAGCAAUGUAUCAGCUUGGUGUAAUGCAUUAUGAUGGACUAGGCACUACAGAAGACCCUGAGAGCGGGGUGAAAUACAUGAGGAAAAUACUCUACUCUGAUUCCCCAAAAGCAAGACACUUGAAGUUUGCAGCUGCAUACAAUCUUGGCAGAGCAUAUUAUGAAGGAUGUGGUGUCAAGCAGUCAACUGAAGAGGCUGAAAGGUUGUGGCUUUUUGCUGCAGACCAUGGAAAUCCUAAAGCAAGCAUAAAGGCCCAGAGUACUUUAGGAAUGCUUUAUUCUAUGUCAGCUCAAAAAGACCUGAAGAAGGCCUUUUUCUGGCAUUCAGAAGCAUGUGGCAACGGAAGUCUGGAAUCACAGGGAGCACUCAGUGUUAUGUAUCUCUAUGGACAAGGUAUAGGUCAAAACACUAAGGCUGCUUUGGAGUGUUUGAGAGAAGCAGCACAACGUGGCAACAUCUAUGCUCAAGGUCAUCUUGUGGAAUAUUAUUACAGUAGAAAAUUUUACUCAACAGCUGCUGCAGUAGCCAAAAGAAUUACAGACCACGAUGACAUCAAUAUGCUAGCAAAGAUAACCGACUGUCUUCCCACGUAUGUUGCCAAGGGGGUUGCUAUGGCUGCUUUCUACUUGGGUAGAUGCCUCCACCUUGGCCGAGGUGUACAGCAAGAUCAAGCUGCUGCUGCAAAAUACUAUUCUAGGUGUUACAGAGGACAGGAUGAGGAGGAGAAAGGGAAAGGAAUAUAAGCUGGUGUUAAGAAUGCUGUAGGCAGCAGUCCAAGGAAGUGUUAAGGACUUUCACUCAUGAGUCACUACCUGUACAUCUGAGCCUGAUACAGGAAGGCUGCUGCCUUCUUAGUAUAAGGAGAGAUGAUUUCUAUUGAUUGGUGGCAUGCAUCUCCACUCAACAACAGAAGAGAAGUAAUGGUAAAUAAACAAGGAAGCUACCUGAAGCAGUAACUUGAGAACAAGUAAAAGACAAGAGUUGUGGGUGCGUUCAGUUUCUUUCGUACUUGGAAAAGAAUUCCUGUGUUAACUGUACAAUUAUACCCACUUAAAAUCAAAAUCUUGUUUGCUUUUUUAAUUAAUUGCUCAGCUAUGGUUUUGGCCUACCAUUCUAAGACCCUGUCAGUUCUGAAACGCAAGAAAGAGAAGAUGGGCAUUCCAGGGGAUACUGAAAAAGGUGAUGCAAGUGAAGUAAACUGAUCCUGCCUGUGAGCAGAUUUAGGUUUUUGACUGUGGUGGCAGCACAUGCCAUAUCAACAAAGAGAAUAAAAAAUUAAAACCAACACUACAGUCAAGUAUGCUCAUUUUAAAUACUCAUUUCUUUUCUUUAGAAAAAGGGAUUUAAAGCUGUGUAGCAUAUUAACUCUUUAACAUUUUAACAAGUUGGUUAACUUUUGUUGUAAUUAUCUGAGAUAAAGACCUUAUUAGUGUUAUAUUGAUGUUGACAACAUACAAUUUUACUUUAGCCAUAAACUAGAACUGCCUGUUC
Messenger RNA from Neopsephotus bourkii (Bourke's parrot), 1864 nucleotides. RefSeq names its product LRP2 binding protein (gene LRP2BP). The transcript is spliced from 8 exons. Gene Ontology annotation, molecular function: protein binding. The record is from RefSeq and is a predicted model, not a curated record. Bases 142 to 1116 code for a protein of 324 amino acids. NCBI's taxonomy places the organism in Eukaryota, Metazoa, Chordata, Aves, Psittaciformes, Psittacidae.